GAGUUAGGCGUGUUGACAUGGACGAAGAAUCUGCAUUCGGGAGGGACGAGAAUGGUACUGAUAAGGUGACUAAGACCAAUAACGAUAACUUGAACGAAGAUGAUGACAGCAGCGACAACGAUUCCGUCUCGUCAUAUGAUAUCUUACCUCCGGAGGAUUUUGAUAAUAAUGAACAUGGCGCAAAUAGCGAAAACGAAGAUGUGGAUGUUGACAAUGUGCAACAUAGUUGGCAGGAAUCAUUUGCAGAUAACUUGAGCCAGGAGGAGUCAGAUGGUCCGAGCGUUGAUCACGAUGAGGGAGAGAUCGAUAUUGAGGAGGCUCAAAGGCAGCAGAAGAUGCUUGAGACACAUUGGAAGGUCAUGGCUAUGACCUUUCGGUCGCAAGGGGAUGCAUACAUAUUCUACAACAAUCACGCCAGAGAACACGGGUUUAGCAUAAGGAAACAGAAGGUGAAACGAGGUGCUUCGGGAAUGAUCCGGUACCGGCGGUUUCUUUGCUCCAGGGCUGGGAGAAGGCAGAGCAAGUUCAUAACCAUGGAGGGCCGCAAGCGCAGGCUUAGACCGGAGACUCGUUGUGACUGCGGUGCACAUAUGGUGGUGAAGCUGGACAGAGAACGUGGCGUUUGGUUCGUCGCAUCAUUCGUGGAUGAUCACAACCACGCGAUGGCUCGGCCCGACGAGGUUUGUUUUUUAUGGUCACACAGACGGAUUGGAGAUGGGCAGAGGGCCGAGAUAUUGGCCAUGGAAGCGGCCGGGAUAAGAAAGCAUAUUAUAAUGCACAACUUCAUCAGCAGAUACGGUUCGUACGAUAAGUGCGGGCUUAUCAGGAGGGACAUUUACAAUCUUUGUUGCAGAGAAAAAAUGAAGCUCAUUGCAAAGGGUGAUGCAGAGACGGCAGUUGGCAUUAUGAGGAGUAGGAAGGAGAAGGACCCUGAGUUUUUUUUUUUGAGUAUGUGCGUGACAAGGAAGGGCGACUGA
This is a messenger RNA of Triticum dicoccoides, 977 nucleotides long. RefSeq names its product protein FAR1-RELATED SEQUENCE 5-like. Lineage: Eukaryota; Viridiplantae; Streptophyta; Magnoliopsida; Poales; Poaceae. Bases 18 to 977 code for a protein of 319 amino acids. The transcript has 3 exons. The record is from RefSeq and is a predicted model, not a curated record.